Molecule: messenger RNA, 5198 nt
Organism: Labeo rohita (rohu)
Lineage: Eukaryota; Metazoa; Chordata; Actinopteri; Cypriniformes; Cyprinidae
Product: protein mono-ADP-ribosyltransferase PARP14
Exons: 15
Coding region: 33-4178 (1381 amino acids)
Biological process (GO): negative regulation of gene expression
Cellular component (GO): nucleus; cytoplasm
Molecular function (GO): transcription corepressor activity; NAD+ poly-ADP-ribosyltransferase activity
Source: RefSeq, a predicted model, not a curated record
AUGUCAAAGCUUAACACAACAACAGGUUAAAGAUGGAGAACUACCAGCACGCUGUGUUUUUUGAGGCAGGUAUUCUCUCAGAUGCAGAACUUGGACAUAUUCAUAAAUACUUUCAAAUCAAGAGAAAGUCUGGAGGGGGAGACUGUAAGAUCAGCAAAGUGGAUGACAAUACUUACAUGAUCACUUUUACGGUAAAAGAAGCCCAGGAAAAAGUACUAGAACGAAAGGAUCAUGUCAUCAAAAUAGAAGGACAAGAGAUCCAUAUUUCAUUAAGGCGUGAAAAUGUUGCUGAAAGCAGCAAACAACCAAAAGAAUUUACAAAUCAGAAAUAUGCAAGUGCUAAAAGUGUGGAGAAGGUUUUUAAACUGGACCAUUACCUACUACGCUACAUCAGUGAAUGUAAAAAAGCAAAUUCACACUUGAACAAAGUUCUUUCUGCACUCUCCUGCACCUUCGAGAUCAAUAUUGAGUCUGAAGAGCUGGUGGUGGUGAGAGACCAGGCUGCUGAAGAUGUUCAUCUCCAGAAGGAAUGGGAAUUUUUGGUACAAAACAUGUUUGAGAAUUUAAAGUCAUGCUAUACCAUCCACUUUGAGGUUGAUAGGGACAAAUCUGCGAUUCUGAAAAAAAACUGUGUCCUCCAAAGUGAGAACCUAAAAAUCUAUUAUGAAGAUUUUUCAUGCUUAACUGUUGUGGUCGGAGAAAAACAAGAAGUGGAGAAAAAUGUAAAAUUUCUAAGUGGCUUGCAGGACAAACAACAGAUUCAACAAGAGUGUCGCAUAUCUGAGAAACAAUUUAACCUCAUCAAGGAGCAUUUUGAGCUGUACAUAAAGACUUAUUUACCGGCAUUGAAGAUCACACAGGAACAUGCAGGUGUUCUCCUUCUGAAGGGUCCCGAGAAAGAAGUCCAUGAAGGUGAAAAAGAGCUUUUAAAAUUAGCAGAAGGAAUCAAAGAGAAGAGGAUCCCAUCACAUCAUGCUCUUAUGACCUUCUUGGAAUCAAGUGGUUGCAUACAGUACUUUCAAAACCGAUUUCAGCAGAGCCUCCGCAGCCCAGUUAUACUCGAGACUUCAGGUUCAGAUCUUCUUCUGUUGAGUCUGUCUGAUGGAGCUCUAGAGGAGGCGGCUGCUGCCGUGCAGAGAGACGUGUGUUUGGAGACUGUGCGCCUGGAAGACACUCAUAUAUCAUCUGCGUUUACUAAACUGAAGGAGGAUUUGAGUGAAGCCACCAGGCAGGCCAAUUGUAAAUGUGUUAAAGUGGAGCUUAAAUACCUGGAUGAAUCAGGUUUUAAACCCAAAGUGCAACUGGUGGGCUACACUACUGAAGUUAAUACACUGAAGAACAUUGUACUGCAAUACAAAAGAAACCAUCAGAACCAUCAUGUCUCACUGACUCUUCCCAGGCCAGAAAUGGCAGAGCACUUCUCUGAGAUCCUGGCAAUGGCCGGCGUGAAGAAGAGCAGUGUAGUAAUAAAGCCAACAUGUUCACCUUCCCCAUGCGUCCACCUCACAGGACCUCUCUGUGAAGUGGAGGAUUUGAAGGACAGCCUUAAGUCAUUUCUUCAGAGUCAUGCCACAAAACGAUUUGAAGUUAAAGGACCUGGAGUUCAACAGUUUUUUCAAGGUGAAGGUGCAGAGACUUUGAAAUUUGGAAGGAGGUCUUCUGCGGUUUUGAUACUGCCCAUCGAUGAAGAGCAUAAAAUAUCCAAAUACACAAGCUAUAUCAGUCUCCAGAGCCUACCAUUUACUGCACCUUCCCAAGACGUUCUGGACUUCAUGGAUUCAAUGGACAAUGAGAUACACAUUAAAGUUGUGGUUGGAAGACUUGAGCAACAACAGGCAGAUGUGUUUGUUGCUCCAAUGAUCCAAACAAACAUGACCUCAACCUUGAUUGGAUCAUCCCUGUUGAAUAAAGCAGGACAGCAGCUUCAAAAUAACUUCAACAAUGCCAAGGGAUGUCACACUCUUAUGCCUGGAGAAGUGCUGGAGGUGGACGCGACACCAGCGUUGGGAUGCUCCAAGGUUUUCUUCAUAGAAUCUGCACCAAAAGGAAAUAAGCUCAUCAGUGAAAAAGCACUUCGCUCUGGACUUGGCCAAGUUUUUGAGCUAUGUGAGCAAAACUCUUGGGGUUCGGUUGCAUUGCCAAUAAUUGGACCCGGCAUAGUGCUGUCAAUGUCUGUCAAAGGCUCGGUUAAUAUUCUUACUCAUGAGAUCUGUGAAUUUUUAUCUGGACCCACUGGUCAUCUGCACACCAUUUAUAUCCCAAUAAUGUCUAAUUACCCUCAAUCUGAAGAGAUGUUCCAGAGAGUGUGUGGGAAGCUGAAUGCAAAAAUGGUGGAUGACAGAGGGCAAGCUCUGUUUCACUCACUGACCUCUGACCUUGAUGAGAUCAUCAUGGCAGUAGGUGGGAUUAAACUCCAUCUAGUGUUUGGAGACAUCACUAAUGAGACUACUGAUGCCAUCGUGAACACCACUAACUUUGAGGACUUCCAGACAGCUGGAGUGUGUAAAGACAUCCUUACUAUGGCAGGCCCUCAAAUCCAGGCUCAGCUAACAGGCGCUUGGGUAGCAAGUGGGCAGAUCUUUACAACCCUGCCAGGAUACUUCCCAUGUAAGACAAUCAUGCAUGUAUGUGGAGAGAGUGACCCUGCUGUUAUCAAAACCUUGGCAAAAAAAAUAGUGGUUCAAUGUGAGAGGGGCCGCUACAGGUCUGUGGCCAUUCCUGCAAUCUGUGCUGGACAAGGAGGUUUGGACCCCAGUGUGGUGGCCAAGUCCAUUCUAGAAGGAAUAAAGAAUGGUAUACAAGGAGUGAAUCUUCAACAUCUCAAAAAUAUUCGCAUCAUUCUGCUAAAGAUAAAUGUUUUCCUGAAGUUCAAAGCAGUGGCACUGCAAAUCUUUGGUGUUGGGUCACUGCUGACAGCUCCUGCACCACUUGUACCUACCAGGGCAACUACUAGAGGGCGCAGUACAACCAGUAGCAGGGACAGGGCUUUAACUAGAUCAAGCAGAUCACAUUCCUUACCGGGCAAUAUUGAUUUGAGCUCUCUAGUGACAUCUUUGCCUGACACAGAAAGCAGAGCUGCAUUUCUAAUCAUUGGUCACACCAGUAAUGAUGUUUCUGAUGCCUGUAGAGAACUUCAGUGGGCAUAUGACAGCCAGUGCUUCACUCACACUUUCUUUCCUGAUGAUAUUAGACGCCUCACUCAAGAUGAACUGGACCAGCUGCUCUAUAAAGUGAAUUCACUAAACCUGCAGUUGGAUACAAGCAGCUCUGACAGAUGGGUAGUAAAAGGGCUGAAGGAUGGAGUGAAUGAGGUGGUUGGACUGAUACAAGAUGCUCUUCGCAGACAGGUAAGGGAGAAGGAACAGGCACUCCUCUUCACUCAAGUUACAUGGUGCAUUCUGGGACAAUGGGGUGUUUGGCAGAAACUACCAAAAGAAGUCAAUCAUAAGCUUGAGAAUGCAGAUGUGAAAGAUGGAAUUGUGGACGCACAGGGUGUGAAAUGGACUGUGGAUUUACAAAAGAUGGAGGCCAGAGCAUGUGAUUCAAGACAGGUGACCACUCUCAAACGACUGGAGAACAUUUCAGAUUUUGCUUUGCCAAUUUACUGGGACAACAUGAGUCAAAGUGAACCAUUAAAGGUGACUGACCUAGAUCUGUCAUCAGCAGAGUACCGGAAUGUGAAGGUGAACUUCAAGAGGACUGUCACAAAAACAGUGCUGAAGAUCCAGCGCAUCCAGAACAUUAAUCUUCGGCGGUUAUAUGAGGUGCGUAAAAAAGAACUCGAGAACAAAAAUGGUUCUAUGGGAGCAGGAGAGAAGAUCCUUUACCAUGGCACAUCAAAGGAAUCCUGCACAUCUAUCAUGAAGAUGAACUUUAACCGCAGUCUUGCUGGGCAAAAUGCCACCAUCUAUGGUCAGGGGACCUACUUUGCUGUGAAUGCCAGCUACUCUGCCAAUCCUACCUAUGCGGUUCCUGCAGCAGAUGGGACUCAGUGCAUGUUUGUGGCUUGUGUGCUUACGGGUUAUCACACUCAGGGUCAGAUGGACAUGGUGAUGCCCCCUGUUCGCCUUGCACAGGACCACUAUGACAGUGUGGUGGAUAAUAUGCAGAAUCCCUCCAUGUUUGUGGUUUUCCAUGACUGCCAGGCUUAUCCAGACUACCUCAUCACAUUCAAAUGAAUUUCAACAAAAAAACCAACCCUGUCUUGAGAUUUAUAUGAAAUGUUAUUAGUUAUAUAGUUGAUUUUACAUUUAAAUGUAAUCAUUUAGGGAAUCAUUUAGGGUUUGGUUUAGUUACCUCAUACCUUUUUUUACACUUUAUGCCACAACUAACUAGUGUGCAGUGAAUAUGUUUUAGUGACCAAUAUAAUUCAGAUAAUGCAAUUUAAUGAUAGCAAAUAAAAAUUAAUGGUUUUAACAAAAUCUUGAAAUUCACAAGAACAUAUGAGCAGAAAAUGUACAACAUCAAUUGACAAAGCUUUCUGUGGAUUGUAAGUGGAACAGUGAAAUUCUCCUGUGAAUCACAGGAGAUCACAGUUAUAGACCAGGGUUAGACAAUGUCGGCCCUGGAGUGCGGAUAUUCUGCAGAGUUUAGCUCCAACCCUGAAAAAAAAAACCUCACCUGCCUGUAGCCCUAGCAAAGCCACUAGAUGGAAAGCGUGCAACCAUUAGCCGAAAAAGCGUAAUGGCUAAAGCUAAUGCUUCCAGUUUGGAGGCGGAUGGCGCAAAAUGUGCCUUAUUGUCUGCAAUUCUGAAAUGUACACAGCAGUGUUAUCAAGAACAGGCUUGCUCUGCUGUGAGUGAUGUGGGCCAAAGGGACAGGCAGGAGGAGGAGAGGAGUUUAAUUGGUAAGGAAUUUGAUAACAGGGGCUCGCAUGAAGGGGAAACAGAAUAAUCUAACCUGUUCUAAUGCGUGUGCACGCCACGGGUGUAGAAUACAUAAACACUUCUUAAUAAAACGAAAAGUCGUCCCUUGUGCUUUUUUGGCCAUCAAGUGUGUUCACAGAGGUUUCCAUGGGAUAAUGUGAAUAAUUUAAAUAUGACCAGACGUUUUGUUUUUUGUGAGUUUGCAAAUAUAUUCAAAUACUUAACUUUCUAUAUUAAAGAUACCAGUACUGUAAUUACUGUGUUAAAAAAAAUCAUAAUUUAUUAACCUGUUGUACACAGCAUACUUAUUUUUAUUAAAUGGAAAUUACACUU